GGCCACGCGGUAUUGCCAGGAGGCUAGGAGGUCCAACACAAUCCAGCUGACAAGGAUGGACUACGCCAUGAAGUCUCUCAGCCUUCUGUACCCCAAGUCACUGUCCAGGCAUGUGGCAGUGAGCACUGCCGUGGUGACCCAACAGCUGGUGUCUAAGCCCAGCCGGAAAGCCCCCAGGGCAAGGCCCUGUCGAGUUAGCACAGCAGAUCGGAAGGUUCGCAAAGGCAUCAUGGCUCACAGCCUGGAGGACCUCCUGGGCAAGGUCCAGGACAUCUUGAAGCUUAAAGACGAUCCCUUCUCCCUGGUGCUGGAGGAAGACGGCACGGUUGUUGAGACAGAGGAAUACUUCCAAGCCCUAGCAAGAGAUACUGUAUUCAUGGUCCUGCAGAAGGGGCAGAAGUGGAAGCCCCCGUCAGAGCAGCGCAAGAAGAGAUCCCAGCUAUCCCUUUCCCAGAAGUCCACUAAGAAGAUCGACGUGGCCCGGGUGACCUUCGACCUAUACAAGCUGAACCCUCAGGACUUCAUUGGCUGCCUGAACGUGAAGGCGACCCUCUAUGACACGUACUCGCUUUCCUAUGACCUGCACUGCUACAGGGCCAAGCGCAUUGUGAAGGAAAUGCUCCGCUGGGCCCUCUUUAGCAUGCAGGCCACAGGCCACAUGCUGCUUGGCACCUCCAGUUACAUGCAGCAGUUCCUGGAUGCCACUGAGGAAGAACAGGCUUCCAAGGCCAAGACCUCCUCCUUCCUCCCCGCCUGUCUGAAGAUGCUUCAGUGAAGACCUAAGUCCUCAGAGGCCUUCCCCAGCCAAGGAUGUGACUGGGGACCCUGCACUCUGCUUAGAAGCAUCCACAGGCCUGGCAGCUGGAGAACUUACUCACCUGCACCUCUCUCACAACGCAGCACCCAGUAAACCACAGGAAGGGCUGGAGCCCUGGGGUGGGCUGGUCACAGGAGAACUUCCUGGCCAGGCCCAGUUCCUACCUUCCUGUUGCCGGUAGCUUAAGGGACCAGCACUUGUCCCUGGCAGGCUGUGGCACAAAGUCUGCCACUCGGUCUUCACAUGCCACUCCUAUGUGCCCCUCCUUCUCUGGUGUCCCCUCCUGCUG
This is a messenger RNA of Onychomys torridus (southern grasshopper mouse), 1106 nucleotides long. It is a transcript of the gene Cidec, whose product is annotated as cell death inducing DFFA like effector c. The transcript is spliced from 6 exons. Lineage: Eukaryota; Metazoa; Chordata; Mammalia; Rodentia; Cricetidae. Gene Ontology annotation, biological process: regulation of apoptotic process; apoptotic process. Bases 56 to 775 code for a protein of 239 amino acids. The record is from RefSeq and is a predicted model, not a curated record.